AUAAAUGGCGGACGCAGAAGCUGCUGCCACACACCCGGACCAUGGGCAAGCUAUUCCAACCGCCAAAUCCAUCCCAGACGGCGGAAAAGUUGUCGAUCCGAUCGACAGAUACACGGCUCUAGCCGUACGGGGCGCAAUCGUCGGUGUCGGUCUCGCCGGAGUCAUCAUCUAUUUGAGAAACUCGAGAUUGUUCCACAAAUUCCAACAUGUUAAUCAAAUUCCCAAGGAUUUCAUUCGAAAGGAGCUGGAAUUAAAGGGACGAGUACGUGAGGUACUUCCAAGUGGAGAACUUCGUGUCGAACAUGAGCCAAUUAUGAAGAUUCCGUUCCUUCCAAAGCGAAAGAAUGUCGAUACGGGCCUUCUGAAUCUGCGGCUGGCCGGUGUAGAGCUCUCUCAAUCUGGACAGCAAUUUUUGGCGAAGGAUUUGAGGCUUACCAAUAAACCCGUCACUUUUACCGUUAUUAAGGACGUAGAAGGAGCUCCGGACGCUGUAGACGCCGAUGUUACCGUCAAAAGAACAGCAUUUGGCCGUACUAAUCUCAAUCUGGAAGUUGUCCGCCGAGGCUAUGCCCGUGUCCCAGCUCCGGAUCAAGUUAAGCAUUUGAAGUCGCUGCAGACGAUUCCGGCUUACUCCAGGCUUAUUAGUAGGCUUCUUAUGAGUGAAAAGGUUGCCGAUCGUAGAGGAGUCGGAGUAUGGGAGCGUGAUACAUGGGUGGAAUCCGUGCAGUCGUACCCAUCGCAAGUGACAGGAAUUAUUCGUUCAGCCGCUAUUACCAAGGCUGUGGUUCUGCUCUACAACGUGACAAAAGACGUGAUUCUCUACGGAGUGAAGUUGACUCAACAGACCUAUUACGUAGUCUUGGCGAUUGCUGCUCACAUGCAAAAUGGCUAUCGACGAUUCGCGUCAGGAGUGGACCGGCUCACGGACAAGUACAACAAGGUCCGCCAACGGAUCGGAAAGUGAGCAGCUGUGCGGAGCAUCUCGAUCGAAAAUACUCACUUAUUCCUUCAAAUUUUUUUUUUGCAAAAAGUCCCCGUUCAAUUGUACAUUUGCCUGUUUCAGAAUUGUUCACACGACUUUCUAGAUGCCUUUUCUUUUUGAUUUUCGUAGUCAGUAUGCAUCAAUUUCGUUUUUCCCGUCUCUUUUUUGCUCCAUAUUCCGGUUUUAUUCCGUUUCUCCCUCCCAAAAAAAAAGAAAAGAACCAACCUCAUCCAAAAUUUUUAGAGAAAGAAGCUUAGGAUUUUGCGCUUUUUGCAACGUGUAUUAUCCCUUGUGUGAAAUAAAAUUAAAACUUUAUUUAGGGGGAGCAAUAAAAAUAAUUAAUAUUAGG
Messenger RNA from Caenorhabditis elegans, 1331 nucleotides. It is a transcript of the gene F32A11.1, whose product is annotated as Mitochondrial import inner membrane translocase subunit Tim21. The record is from RefSeq and is marked reviewed. Lineage: Eukaryota; Metazoa; Nematoda; Chromadorea; Rhabditida; Rhabditidae.